CAAUCAAGCUGUGGGAUAUCUUUGAGGAGAGCCAAGCUUUCAAGUAAAAGUGAAGAGCUGGAGAGAGCUUUGAAGAGGAGGAGGGAGAAAGAAGCACGGCCUUGCUACUUGGAGAGGAUCAGAGAAGACAGGAAAAAAGGCAGUAGGAAAAGCAGCCAGAGGAUAGAGAGGCUGCUUACUAUUGUGAAAGAACACUGGAUUAGGAGUUAGACGAAAGACCGCGGUUUGAGUUUCAUCUUUGCCACCUAAACCCUUACAGGUUCUUUUCAUUUCCAUGGAAAGGUUAGAAUCAGCUUGUCAAUUUCCACAACAAAGCUAACUGGGAUUUCGCCCAUUUACAGAGGAUUGAAAGAUGGCCCCCAAAAAGGUUGUUCCCGCCUGAUUGACAACAUAGUCAUCAUUGGCUUUUGGUUAUGAUUGGUGGGAGCAAAGUGCCGUCUGUGGAGCUGAGGUUGUAUAUACAUCCAUCCUGUGGGACAUCACAGUCUUCACCCAGAACAUCUCUGUGACAGACGGAUUGCUCUCACGUCUGAUGUGGCCUCUGUGUCAUGUCACAUCUGAAACUCCUCUGUACCUCAAACGUAGAAAGGUAUUUGCAUAGGAAUCAGAGGAGUUCAUCUUGUGAGUAAAUGCUUAACGUCUUCGCCUGUUUCCUUCCUUCCUUCUCUCUCUGCCCCGGAUUCUACAGUGCAGCCGCCCCCAGGUCACCAGCGCCUCUGCAGAGCCCACCUCCUCUGCAGCAAGGCAGAUGGCCUUUUCUUCAAAAACAAUGUGGCUCCAAUGCUAGUAGCUGAAGUGAGCCCUAUGGCACAGAUGUACACUAGUCUGAGGUUGUUAGCACCUUCUCGAGGCGCCCCACAACAUUCCGUCUCGCCCUACGACUCACGUUUGAGGAAGUAUUCCCUUUCAUACCCAGAGCUAUCUUAACUCAGACUGCAGCCCCCACCUGCCAGCCUGGAGGGAAACUUCAUCCCAGCCAUUUUUAGGUGUCACCCCAUCCCCCAUGGGGUCUGUCCUAGAACCUGGAGAUUUCCGUGGCACCUGGGAGGUGAGGGACUGGCCUCUGGCCUUCGCUGUAUCGCAACAGUGAUAACUCUCUGCCUCACGGCCACGAGGGAGGCUGCAAUCCUCUUGCCUCAGUGUGGCCUUCCCAAGCGCACCCGGCACAGCUGCGCUCUCAAGGCUUCUGCCCGCUGCCUUGGGGAGCAGAGCUGUGCAAAGGCCCCUUGCUGGGGCCCGACACACCUCCUCCUUCCAGGCGUGGGGGCUGGGGACGGAGGGGAGAGUGUCUGUUUCUCACCCUCCGAUCUGUCCUCUCCUCCUCCUGUCCCAGAAGUUGGGCAGAGUCUCCUUGUUGGGUUUAGAUGUUAACAGAGACAGACUGUGUCUGCCGUCAUCUGGGCUAAAAUACAAGGAAUUACAAAGUCUGCCACCUGUUUUAAACGAGCUAGAAAGGAACACUGUUGGGAGGGCAAACAGUAAAAUUCCAGAGUUGUCCUGCUGGGUUGAUUCGGAGGCCGUAACGAAGGCAAAACAUCACCCAAACACUGGUCACUAUGGAAAUUAAGAGAAGGAGACAGAUUUGAGAGACAGUAAUCCAUACAGCUUAGUCGGUGAGAGAAUCUCUUGUGACGACAGAGCUUCUGACUUUGGAGAGGCUGGGACGUGCCGCAGGGAAGAGAGGGACCUGUUCGUAACGCGGACUCGCAGUCCCACACUCUGGAUGCAAAUCUCACCUCGGCUGCUCACUGGUUGUGUGACCAUGGGCACAUUAAUAUCACUUCUAAGCCUCAGUUUCCCCAUAAGUAAAAUGGGGUUACUACUUCCCACUCAUAUGGUUGUUUGGGGCGUUAAGUAAAGUGGUGAAAACAGUGGCCAUGACCUGGUGAGCAUCCAGUAAAUGUCCGCUGUUAUUACAAAGAGAUACCAUUAGCUAAAUCGGUAAUGCGGGAGGAGCGAGUCUGGAGGGUUAGCUCUGUGGAGCCCCUGCUUCAGAAGAGGUGACCUCCAGGCGCGCUGAGAGGGGCAGGCGCCUGGUAGCUGGAUUCCUCUAGAAUCCGAAACAAAAUUCAGGAUUGAAGAUGGAAGAUGUGGGAGUCCUAUGGCCUCAAGGAGUAGUCACAACCCUGGGCUGGGAGGGGUGCUCCAGGGAUGGGCAAGAAGUUACAGGGCCAGGGGCCAGGCCCGCACAUCUGUUCCAACUGUGAGUGACCCUGCUGCAGCGCGUCCCUCUGUGUCAUCUUUAGAAUGACUCCAUUGUUUGGAGAUGAAUACGAAUAUCCCCUUUAGGGUCUCCACGUCAGAGGUGUCAUCUCAUGGUCCUCUGUGACCCACCUCACUGCAAUGAGAGUGAAUCGUCCACAGUCAGCUAAAUCGGGUGGGCUCCUUUCCGUCUGGAAUUACAGUCUCUAGAAAAUAAAAUAACUCUUUUGGAAGGCUCUUCAAAAGCAAACCUUGCACGCCUUCAAUCUAGAGGAGUCUUUUGCUGAAAACUGAAGCAGAAUUGACAGUGUUCGGAACUUGCCCAUCCUUCCUGCUCAAAUCAUUGGAAAUAAAAAGUCAGUCUAAAGAAUUUUCUUAAGCAAAAUCAGGAGUAGCUAGAAGUGAGCGAGCUGAAACUGGAGGGAAAUUCCUUUGUUCAGUCCAGGUUGCAGUGAAUGCCCAGCAGGCGGCUAACCCAGUUCAUUAACAGAAAAAGACAUGUUCUUAAAUGCUGUUCUCAGCAGCACAUGCCUAGAGAAACAUUGUGACAGUGAAAAUGCGUUCUAGAAAUCCUAGCUCUAGAUUGUUGAAACUUUAGUUUUUGUCAUCAAUGAAUGCAUAAAUCAUUCCCCCCAAAAUAUUUCUCCUUAUUUAAAACAAUUAACUAUCAUGUGUUUACUGUGUGCCUGUGCCCGUUCCUAGAACAACGCAGUUUUUCUUGCUACUCUGGAACUCAGAAACGUCUGUAUUUAGAAUGUUUAAUGUUACAGGGUCAUUUGUUACCAUGUACCUUUUUUUCAUAUAAUUGACAUAUUAAAACCUUUAUCUCUGAUUUUGAGACCUAAAUUCUGACCUGAGAAGCGGUCUGCAAGUAGCAUCCUGUCGAGCUUAGAUGUGCUGUUUUUCCUGCCUGUCUCUUCUCCUCUUUAUUCCCGCUGUCGGCCCUCAUGGCUCUCCCGGGGUCCUGGCGCUUUCAGGUUCUCCGCGCAUUGCUGACUGCUGAAGCCCUCGGCCGGGCUGAGAUGGCAGGUGGGAGCGGGAAGGGCUCCAUCUCCUCCCGCCAGACUUCUCCUCUUUCACUAGUGCUGCAGACAUUGAACAGCUUAAGAAUAAGCUCCUAUGUGAGCCCUCGGAGGCCAAGGAGUAUUGUUGAAUUCAGAAAGGAAUCGCUUUCUUUUAGUGAUAAUUUGAAUAUUUUGACAAUGAAGCUGAGCUACUCCACUGCGUGGUUUGCGUACUUGGUGUCAUGGGCACCCUUCCCAGGAAGCAGAGGAGAGCCCCCACCUCUCUGAAUUCAUAAAUUGGUCUUGUCCAUUGGUGAGAUGGGUAGGAGCAAAAAAGAAUCAUCCAGAAGAAUUCUACUCUCUUGCUUUAAUGUUUUAAAGCCCUUUAAAAAAAAAUUAAUACAGGCUUUUGGAGACCACCCAAUUAAACCUCCACAAUAAAUGCUGAGUAUUUUGAGAAGAGAGAUGGACCAUGAAGAUGAUUUGUGAAGUGUUUAUACAUGCAAAGUGAGGAAUAUGUUUAAAGCAAAUUCCCUGGAUGAUUCAGACAAGGAGCCUACUCACCUCCAAAGGUUUUCCUGAACUGUGAUGGGUUAUUUUUAAACUUUAGUUGUCUAACAAUGGCUUAAUUUUUCCAUUUUUAACUUAAAAGUAUGUUCUCAUACAAAAUAAACGGAUGUGGCCUUUUUGAUCAAAUUAAGAGAAGGGAAAACAGACAGGCCACCAGCUCAGUAAAUUGCUUAGGUGAGACCUAAUUGGCUUUGUUUCGCAACAGAUUUACCUUUGUGCCGGUUAAGAAAAUCCUGAAAAGCUUUCCCCCUAAGAGGAUCGAGUGACUGGAAUAGUCUUAGUUGGAAGAAGCCAAGUUUUAUAAUUAACUGGUGAGCAGAGAUACUGGUUUCGAAUGCUCGCCAGGGAUCAGUGUGGCAAGGCCAGCUGCAGACUGGCCUCCUGGAGACCUGGUGAAAACGGUUCCCAGGGCCCCGGGGAUGCUGCUUCAGUGGCACUAAUGUGUGCUGUGGCCUGGGAAUCUGUAUUGUUAAAAGGUCUCCCUAGUAAUUCUAAUGCAUAGCCAGGUUUGGUAACCACUGAAUUAUGUAUUCAAUUUAGAGACUUCAGCCUUUUCACCCUGCAAAUCUGAUAAAUCUCUACGUUUAUAGGAAGCAUUUGUUGAUGAAUGUCCACUGGUUACUGCUGACUUUUUUCAGUUUAUAAUUUGUUUCUGGGUCUGUUAGUACCUAGAUUUGCAUACGUGUUUUAUGGUAUUCUAAUACUGUUGGUUUAAAAAAAAAUACCAUUUCCUCUGAGUGCUAUUUUGAAUAUUUUAUGUAAGCAAUUUCAUGUUUUUUUUUUCUACUUGCAGAAAGCAGGGGAAAACUUCAGGGUUUUUCUAAUCCAGUUGCAAGUAGGACAAAGGAUAUAAUAUGAAUACUUAAAGAUCUCCUUGGAGAUAUUGACAAUCUUUUAAGUUACAACAGUAGGAACUUUAUCACACCUUUAAAUAUAUCGGAUGAUCUAAAUGUUUAAGACUUUUGCCAUAUGGUAUAUCUGAGAUACCUUAAAAUUAAGGGUGGUGGGUCUAUUGAGAUAUUAUACUACACGAUUUUGAAGUUUAAUGUUAUCUGUAAAGUCACCUAUUAAAAUGCAUGCAACAGUGGUAGACAGUCUCCACGCGUUACCGGUCGUGCGUGUGCCCUUGAAGGGAAGCCCCCCUCACACCGUCACAGGGGACACCUUUCUCUAGCUCCAUUCACUGAAGAUGUGCAAGAUCUCUCCUUACAGGUUCGCAUCCUCAGAGGAACUUCAGAGUGGACUCCAUGACCGCCUCCGAGCUGACGCUUCCUGUCACCCAGUAGACAGUCUGGUGGUCCAGGACAUGCCCCGGCUCUAGUGAUGCAGAUUACCUUUCUGCUCCUGGCAUCUCAUCUGUGCCUCAGCCCUUCUCCCCCCCGCCUGAGACUGCAGAUAAAUUGGGAUGUGGGAAAGCAGGAAGCAAAGCUGGUGGUAACCGAGAGGCCCAUGUCUGGGUAGAACUCGGCCCAGGCGCACGCCGCCGCCUCUCCCCUGGUCUGGAGUGCAGCUGCCACGCUCUGCUGAUGUGCUCAGGACCAGCCUUACAUUUGUGCUUAAAUGGCACAGCAUUUGGUCAGCGCAUCUGAAAAGGAAGGUGUGAGAAGCAAAGCCCAUGGCCACCUUCCCCUGCCAAAUAUGUGGCAAGACAUUUCUCAGCCUGGAGAAGUUCACGAUCCACAGUUAUUCUCACUCCAGGGAGCGACCGUACAAGUGCUUGCAGCCAGACUGUGGCAAGGCCUUCAUUUCCAGAUAUAAGUUAAUGAGGCACAUGGCUACCCACUCACCCCAGAAAUCUCACCAGUGUGCUCACUGUGAGAAGACCUUCAACCGGAAAGACCACCUGAAGAACCACCUCCAGACUCAUGACCCCAACAAAAUGGCCUUUGGGUGUGAGGAGUGUGGGAAGAAGUACAACACCGUGCUGGGCUACAAGAGGCACCUGGCCCUCCAUGCGGCCAGCAGCGGCGACCUGACCUGCGGGGUCUGUGCCCUGGAGCUAGGGAGCACAGAGGUGCUGCUGGACCACCUCAAAGCCCACGCCGAAGAGAAGCCCCCUACUGGAACCAAGGAGAAGAAGCACCAGUGCGACCACUGCGAGCGCUGCUUCUACACCCGGAAGGACGUGCGGCGCCACCUGGUGGUCCACACAGGCUGCAAGGACUUCCUGUGCCAGUUCUGCGCCCAGAGAUUUGGGCGCAAAGACCACCUCACACGACAUACCAAGAAGACACACUCACAGGAGCUGAUGAAGGAGAGCCUGCGGUCUGGAGACCUUCUGAGCACCUUCCACUCCAUCUCUCCCCAGUUUCAGCUGAAGCCUGACCCGUUGUCUCCUUUCCCUAUAGGAGCUCCUGCACAGAACGGGCUUGCAAGUAGCCUGCCAGCUGAGGUACACAGCCACACCCACAAUCUCUCGGAGCAAACCUCCCAGCCUGUACAACCGCUGCCAGAGCCCCUGCUCCCCCUCCACCCCGUGGCCUCUCCCAGCUCUCCUCCCGCCCCCCUCCAGAAUCACAAGUACAACACCGGUUCUACCUCAUACUCCCCACUUGCAAGCCUGUCCCUCAAAGCAGAUACUAAAGGAUUUUGCAAUAUUAAUUUGCUUGAGGACUUGCCUCUGCAAGAGCCUCAGUCACCUCACAAGCUCAACCCAGGUUUUGAUCUGGCUAAGGGAAGUGCUGGUAAAGUAAACCUGCCCAAGGAGCUACCUGCAGAUGCUGUGAACCUAACAAUACCUGCCUCUUUGGACAUUUCCCCUCUGUUGGGCUUCUGGCAGCUGCCCCCUCCUGCUACCCAAAAUGCCUUUGGGAAUAGCACUCUCACCCUGGGGCCUGGGGAGUCUCUGCCCCAUCGGUUAGGCUGUCUGGGGCAGCAGCAACAAGAUCCCUCACUAGCCAUGAGCACUCUGAGCCUGGGCCAGCUCCCCCUCCCUCCCAUCCCCCACGUUUUCCCGGCUGGUACUGGUUCGGCUAUCCUGCCUCAUUUCCAUCAUGCAUUCAGAUGACUGGUUUUUGAAGCCUACUUGUCAUAUCCUGAAAGAUGUUUUAAGAAGCAUUUUAAACAUCAGUUAUCAUACAAGGAAAGAUUUGGAAAGCAGGACUGGGAAUAUGACUUAUUCAGUGAUGACUGACUUUAGAUAAGAGAGUUCUCGAACUGCAUGUGUUGUGCCAAUCUGUCCUGAGUGUUCAUGCUUUGUACCAAAUUUGACAAGCAAGUAUUCUUAAUGGAACUGCAACUGUUGUCAUAACCAACAUCCAAACGAGGGCUGCUAUAUCUAGGUGUUCGUCAAAUUGAAUUUAAUCAAUCAUAAGCCAUGAUCAUAAUAAUGUUAACUCAAUAACUUUGUGUGGCACUGCCUAGUAAGGGACCUACGGAAAGGUGUGGAUUCCUCCGAAAUGGAAGAACUUUUCAAAUAAGAGAAUACCCUUUGUGCCGCAUACUAUAACUAGGCUGUGUAUUUCUUUUCAGGGAUUUUUCUACCUUCAGGGUUGGAUGUAGUUUAGUCACUAUUGCCGUAGCCAACCUGUAGUUUUACAGAAACAAUUUCUUGUGGAAUAAUAGACGUCUCCAUUUUAAAACAGCAUUUUAAAUGUAGUUUGAAUAUUUUCCACAAGAUGCUACAAUGUGAGUUAUUACUUACUUCAUUUAUCUUAAAGACUAAACUGGUUGUCAGUUACAUCUGACAGAAAAAAAAAAAAAAUCACUGUGUAACCAGGUUAAGUGGUAAAAUAAUCCAGGCGUCAGUCAAAAAAAGCAUUUUGCUGACUUUAAUACUGAUUAUAUUUUUAACAGGAAUUUAAGAAAAUAUUACUGGAAUUUAAAUAUAUAUAUAUUAAAAAAACAAGAAUUUUCUUUGCUCUGUCUGGCUUAAAAUACUACUCUGCUUAAGUAUUAUUUUUAAUCACCAAUAAACGCAUUUAAAAUUCAUCAUUUAAGUCAAUAUUAGUUUUAUUCAAAAAGAUAACAUUUUGCAAUGUAAUUAUACUCUAUCUCUUGAAUUUGAUAUCUAAUGAGUUUUACAAAUAUAAAACCUAACCUUUUUUUAAAGCUUUGUCUUUUGUGUUUAGAGGCUUUCUAUAUGAAGAUAUAUAUCUUACAUAUAAUAAACUCUACAAAUCCUGCA
Messenger RNA from Equus caballus (horse), 7902 nucleotides. The record is from RefSeq and is a predicted model, not a curated record. Lineage: Eukaryota; Metazoa; Chordata; Mammalia; Perissodactyla; Equidae.